Messenger RNA from Dermacentor silvarum, 1577 nucleotides. RefSeq lists its product as uncharacterized. Gene Ontology annotation, molecular function: nucleic acid binding. Gene Ontology annotation, biological process: DNA integration. The record is from RefSeq and is a predicted model, not a curated record. The transcript has 2 exons. Bases 171 to 1577 code for a protein of 468 amino acids. Lineage: Eukaryota; Metazoa; Arthropoda; Arachnida; Ixodida; Ixodidae.
UGCUGUCCAAAGUGUUGUUUUUUACGCAGAACGGGUGGCCUGCGCAUGUGUCGGACGACGAUCUUUCACCAUACUUCGUUCGCCGUAACGAACUGUCGGUAGACCAAGAGUGCGUAACAUGGGGCAAUCGCGUGGUUAUACCCACUUCGUUGCGACACAAGGUUCUAGAAAUGCUGCACGAAGGUCAUCCAGGGAUGACUCGAAUGAAAAUGCUGUCAAGGAGUCAUGUCUGGUGGCCUCGCUUAACGCUAGACAUAGAGCAAGCGGUGAAAGAGUGCAUCACUUGUCAGUUGUCACAGAAUGCGGCAGCUAGAGUACCACUAAUGUCAUGGGGCUGGCCAACGCGUAGAUGGCAGCGAGUUCAUCUAGAUUUUGCGCAAAGGGACCAGCAUUUCUUUUUGGUCUUAAUGGAUGCUCAUUCGAAGUGGGUUGAGGUGUUUGUCAUGACAGCAACAACAAGCGAAAAGACGGUAGAGAAAUUGCGAGGUGUUUUUGCGGCCUACGGACUACCCGAGGAGAUCGUGACCGACAACGGGCCCCAAUUCACAUCGCAGCACUUCGGAACAUUCCUGAGCAGGAAUGGAAUUCGUCAUUCCAAAUCUCCUCCCUAUCACCCUGCUUCGAAUGGUAGCGCCGAACGGUGCGUUCAGACCGUCAAGAAGGACUUGUUUAAACAGAUACUAGACGAAGAAAGAAAAGGAGACAAGAAGUCCAUACAACAUCGCAUAGACCAAUUUCUCUUCAGUUAUCGCAACACCCCGUCCAGCACCACUGGUGAGACCCCGGCCCAGAUCUUCUUGUCGUGGCAGCCAAGAACCAGGCUGAGUCUGCUGCACCCUGAAAUGGAACAACGCAUGCGCGAAAGGGGAGAGCAGGCGAAGCUCCACGCAGACCAGAAACGAGGGCCAUGGAGAGACUUUAGGGAAGGCGAUCAGGUUUUGGUAAAAGGACUCCGCCCGGACGACGACAAAUGGCUGUUGGGUACAAUUGCUCAGCGGUGCAGCGCAUGCACGUACAUUGUUCGCGUCGCAGACGAGGACCGAUACGUUCACGCUGAUAACCUGCGACUAAGUACAUUUCAGGAGAACCGGAGCUGGCUUAAGGCGGCGGGAACAGUACUGGACGAAGAAAGAAAAGAAGACAAGAAGUCCAUACAACAUCGCAUAGACCAAUUUCUCUUCAGUUAUCGCAACACCCCGUCCAGCACCACUGGUGAGACCCCGGCCCAGAUCUUCUUGUCGGGGCAGCCAAGAAGAUCUGGGCCGGGGUCUCACCAGUGGUGCUGGGUGCACAUUGCUGGCAUGGAAGAUCUCCUGCUGGCUCUCAAGCACAUAUAUCUGCCGACACAACCCACGGAGCUCCUUCCACCGUACACGAGCCAGCCUCACGCUGGGUUGGACGAGGACAUCCAACUGAGUGAGGUCACUGCAGCUAUACAGAAGCUCCGCAAGCACACGGCCCCGAGUGCAGAUGAAAUUUCUAACAAGAUUCUGGCAAAUCUCGACGACCUGUUUAUAUGGGAACUGACGCAGCAUCCCAACAACAUCUGGAGAUGCGGCACAAUCGUACAAGAAUGA